This is a messenger RNA of Aureobasidium vineae, 1314 nucleotides long. The record is from the annotation of a GenBank genome assembly. Lineage: Eukaryota; Fungi; Ascomycota; Dothideomycetes; Dothideales; Saccotheciaceae.
AUGUCCGGAAGCACCACACGUCUACUCCGACUCUUGCGUCCCGAGAACCGCUCUCCUCUCUCUUCGCCAUGCCGUCCGUCUGCACCAGCUGCUCCCCUCUCCUUAACCAGCGCCCGGCUCAAACACUCUGAUACUCCCACCUCAAAACCAGAUCCGCCCACCCCUCCCAAGCGUCUCUCGUCCCGUUCACAGGCUGCCACGACCUCUCUUCGCCGCGUUGCUCUCGAAGCCCAGCGUUCUCGCGAGUCGUUGAUCCGUCGCAGCGGAAAGCACCGCUUCGUAGAUCCCAAUGUCUAUACAAACCAAGUCACAGCUUAUUGUGCUGCUGAACAAUACAACAUCUUUACUGCAACCCGCUUGAUCCAGCGUCAAGGCUAUCAUGUUGAUCCUUUUACCACUGGACUGUACCCCCAAGUUGUCCAUUUCCAGAUCCCAAACCAUGUCACCCAGAACGAGCCCAACCAAGAGCGCUCAGAAGGGCCUGGCGAUAUCUUUGUCUUCCCUUCGGGGUCGCUCGUAUGCUGGAACGUCCCUGAACCUGUCCAGCUUGAUCUAGUCCAUCGCGUUCUCCUCCCCGCUGCUGAGAACCCACACUUGGACCGUAUUGAGAUCGAGGACCUUGCAUACAUCGAGGACUCUUCGCAUCAUACUAGUGAAAUAAUAGGCGACACCAUCAUUCUUGGUACAAAGACCUCAAAUGAAGCCUGUGCUGCUUCUUCAGACCCUCCUCCUUCGCCGGACAUAGAUACCGUCCUUGCCAAAGUCGCCUUCUCCUCGGGUCUAGCCCGCUCCACCAAACUUGCUGUACUCGAAGACCUGUUAUCCUCGUAUUUCUCCAGUACUCGCUCCAUACCCACCAUUCUCUCACGCGGUUCGCCCUUGCGCUUCUCGAGAUCAUUCAUACUGCGCAAGACGGGCGAGCUUCUGUCCAUCCGAGCACAGUUGAACCUCUAUUCUGAACUCACUGACAGCCUGCCAGACAUCUUUUGGGACAGUCCCUCUUCUCUCGGCUUGAGUGCCUACUAUGACGAGGUUGGACGUGCCUUGGAUGUCGGUGUGCGUAUCAAAGUUCUGAAUGAGAGAAUGGACUAUGCCGGAGAGAUUGCUAGCGUGCUGCGAGAGAGACUGAGUGAGAAGCACUCGACAGGCUUGGAAUGGCUCAUUAUAUUCCUUAUUAGUAUUGAGGUUGGCUUCGAGUUGUGGCGUAUAUGGAGAGAGAGGCAAGAAAAGCUCGACCCCACCAACACUGAAGCCCUCUUGCGAAGUGUCCUGUUGCAACGUCUGCAGCAGUAUCCUGAUAUCGAAGCUCUGUGA